AAACCAACGCAACAAGAGAGGCACUCCUCCCCCCGCGGCUCCGUCCGGCUCAACAACAAUCGCCAAGCGCACGUCUCCCUCUCCCUCUCCCUCUCCCUCUCCUCUCAACUCUCCCACGCCAACCCGGGAAGCCAAGCCAGGCGAGCCGCCGGCGCCCUAGGGUUUCCGAUGGAGCCCGCGGCCUCCUCCGCCUCGGCGGGGAGGCGGAGGGCGGCGCCGGAGGCCGCGGAGCUGAGGGUGCGGCGGCGGACGCUCGAGACCGUGCUCGAGCAGUGCCAGCGCGCGCUCGAGCUCAUGCGGGACGCCGAGGGGGACGGGGAUCCGGAGGGCGACGACGAGGACGAGGAGGGGGAGCGGGAUCCGGAGGGGCGGGCGGGCGGCGACGCCGGGGACGGGGUGGGGCCGCCGACGCCGACGCCGGAGCCGUCGGAGGCCGACUACGAGACGGACGAGCUGUGUAAUCUUCUCAAAUCGAGGGUCGAAUCACCUGAAUUUCUAGAAAAGCUUGAUAACAUUCAGAAGUCAGUAUACCAACAUGGUGCAGCAGUAGAUGAAACCAUAUCAUGGGAUAUCGUAAGUGCAGCAGAUAUAUGGGAUGAUAAGAGUAUGAAUGUCAGUGAUGAUUCAGAGGAUGGAUAUGUUCUAGUUAAGCAAGAGGAUAUAGUUGAUGGGAUUGCAUGCUUCAUGGCUGCAUACCUGCUGUCGCUGAAAGAAACUAAGGAAUUGACGCCCAAUCAACUUCAAGAAGCCCUUAGCAAGACUUUUUCAACUAAAAAGAGGAAAGGCAAACUUCAGAAGGCAUGGGCUGGAACACAAGUUAUUUAUAAUGUAGCAUCAUGGAGUGCGACAGCUAUUGGUAUCUACCAGAAUCCGGCGAUUCUAAAAGCAGCAACAGCGGCCUUCUGGACAUCCUGCCGCGUGGUGUCCAAGUUCCUGUGAAUAGUCAUGAGAUCCUGUACACAUUGUAUGAUAAUCUGGACUUCCCCGUACCUCCAUUGCGGGAAGCGCUGUUGUCAAACUCUGUCACGAUGCGAUCAUCAUAGGUUACUUUCAACUGUUAGAUCAUGCGUCAGCUCAAACCGAACAUGAGACUGGCUGAUCCUUAGCGUCUGAUCUAGCUGUUGAGUGUAGCUUCCUGUGUGUUUUACUUAUAUCAUUCAUUUGUAUCCGACCUCUCAUUGCCAUCUCCUCCUUGUAUAUAUCAGCUGUACAACUGAACUGAAACUUGGCCGUAUUCCGUCCAAUCCAAUUGUAAAUACACCACCGAUUCGCUUGCGUGA
Molecule: messenger RNA, 1280 nt
Organism: Hordeum vulgare subsp. vulgare (domesticated barley)
Lineage: Eukaryota; Viridiplantae; Streptophyta; Magnoliopsida; Poales; Poaceae
Exons: 6
Coding region: 169-939 (256 amino acids)
Source: RefSeq, a predicted model, not a curated record